This is a messenger RNA of Loxodonta africana (African savanna elephant), 1800 nucleotides long. RefSeq names its product cholinergic receptor muscarinic 2 (gene CHRM2). Gene Ontology annotation, cellular component: synapse; dendrite; plasma membrane. The record is from RefSeq and is a predicted model, not a curated record. NCBI's taxonomy places the organism in Eukaryota, Metazoa, Chordata, Mammalia, Proboscidea, Elephantidae. Bases 6 to 1496 code for a protein of 496 amino acids. The transcript has a single exon. Gene Ontology annotation, molecular function: G protein-coupled acetylcholine receptor activity; G protein-coupled serotonin receptor activity. Gene Ontology annotation, biological process: chemical synaptic transmission; adenylate cyclase-inhibiting G protein-coupled acetylcholine receptor signaling pathway; regulation of smooth muscle contraction.
UAGCAAUGCUUAUGUUACACUUGUUAAUUUUAUUCUGUUUCCCUACAGGUUUAAAUGUUUACUUGGCUACUUGGCUACUGGUUGGAGAACACAAAAUGAAUAACUCAACAAACUCCUCUAACGAUGGACUGGCUCUGACCAGCCCUUAUAAGACCUUUGAAGUAGUCUUUAUUGUCCUUGUGGCUGGAUCCCUUAGCUUGGUGACCAUCAUUGGGAACAUCCUGGUCAUGGUCUCCAUUAAAGUCAACCGCCACCUCCAGACUGUCAACAAUUACUUCUUGUUCAGCUUGGCCUGUGCUGACCUCAUCAUAGGUGUUUUCUCCAUGAACUUGUAUACUCUCUACACUGUGAUUGGCUACUGGCCUUUGGGGCCUGUGGUGUGUGACCUCUGGCUAGCCCUGGACUAUGUAGUCAGCAAUGCCUCAGUUAUGAAUCUGCUCAUCAUCAGCUUUGACAGGUACUUCUGCGUCACCAAGCCUCUGACCUACCCCGUCAAGCGGACCACGAAAAUGGCAGGGAUGAUGAUCGCUGCUGCCUGGGUCCUCUCCUUCAUCCUCUGGGCCCCAGCCAUUCUCUUCUGGCAGUUUGUCGUAGGAGUGAGAACUGUGAAGGAUGGUGAAUGCUACAUCCAGUUUUUUUCCAACGCUGCUGUCACCUUUGGCACAGCCAUCGCAGCCUUCUAUUUGCCAGUGAUCAUCAUGACUGUGCUAUACUGGCACAUAUCCCGAGCCAGCAAGAGCAGGAUAAAGAAGGACAAGAAGGAGCCUGUGGCCAACCAAGAUCCAGUUUCUCCAAGUCUGGUGCAAGGGAGGAUAGUGAAGCCGAACAACAACAACAUGCCCAGCAGUGACGAUGGCCUGGAGCACAACAAAAUCCAGAAUGGUAAGGCCCCCAGAGAUGCUGUGACUGAAAACUGUGUCCAAGGGGAGGAAAAAGAGAGCUCCAAUGACUCCACCUCGGUCAGUGCCAUCGCCUCUAACAUGAGAGAUGAUGAAAUAACCCAGGACGAAAACACAGUCUCGACUUCCCUGGGCCAUUCCAAAGACGAGAACUCUAAGCAAACAUGCAUCAAAAUUGGCACCAAGAUCCAAAAAGGGGAUGUAUGUACCCCAUCUAAUGCCACUGUGGAGCUAAUUGCUUCUGCAGGUCAGAAUGGAGACGAAAAGCAGAACAUCGUAGCCCGCAAGAUUGUGAAGAUGACUAAGCAGCCUGCCAAAAAGAAGCCUCCUCCUUCCCGGGAAAAGAAAGUGACGAGGACAAUCUUGGCCAUUCUGCUGGCUUUCAUCAUCACUUGGGCCCCAUAUAAUGUCAUGGUGCUCAUCAACACCUUCUGUGCACCCUGCAUCCCCAACACGGUGUGGACAAUUGGUUACUGGCUCUGUUACAUCAAUAGCACUAUCAACCCCGCCUGCUAUGCACUUUGUAAUGCCACCUUCAAGAAGACCUUUAAACACCUUCUCAUGUGUCAUUACAAAAACAUAGGUGCCACAAGGUAAACCGUAUUUGAGGUGGCCAAGGGGAGCUUGUGAAGAAUAAAAGGGAUGUAACACUUUAUAGUGUUAUGAUGGAACGUGCAAUUAAGGAGCCCAACAGUGACAUAUUAUCAUGCCUAUGCUCCAGUUGGAGAAACGUGCUCCUUAUGAACCUUAUCAUUUUAGGAGCAAGGAGACAGUGAAAGAGACACAUUGCAAUUGUAGAUCUAAGGGACAAUCUCUGCUUUCUCCUACUCUCUUGAAGAAGGGCUUCCGAAUCUAUAAUUUUAUCAGUCUCUGCACAGAGGAAUAACUUUUUUUUUUCCAU